Ectocarpus siliculosus is the source of this 1390-nucleotide messenger RNA. The record is from the annotation of a GenBank genome assembly. Lineage: Eukaryota; Phaeophyceae; Ectocarpales; Ectocarpaceae.
GUAUCACGCUGCUGCUGGUGUCGAUUCUGGUCCUCGACGCAGCGGUGCUUCUCCCGCUUCCUUCUGUAUUGCUGCUGUUGCUGCUGCCGGUACAGACGAGACCGACACCAUGGCCUCGGAGUCCGACAUGCCGGAGUUGAAGGUUAUGACAGUGGACCAGGUUCCUACGGUCAAGGCGGACCCCGUGGACCCUGUUGCUCGGGAGCAAGCGAAGGCGAUUGUCGACGACGUGGAGAGCGGCGGCACCAAGAGCCUGGUUGCGCAGGCGUUGCGACUCGGGGACAUCAAGAGCGAGAGCGACCCGCUGCUGCUGGGGCCGGCCGAGAUGAAGGCGGCGUUCGACGAGCUCCCCGAGGAGGACAGACAAGUUCUCGUCAGAACCAAGGAUCGCGUGGAGACCUUCGCGAAGGCGCAGCGCGCGGCCCUCACCGACGCUUCCGUCCCCAUCCCGGGCGGCAUGGCCGGUCACACCGUCAGCCCCAUGUCCGUCGCUGGCUGCUACGCCCCAGGCGGGCGGUACCCCCUGCCUUCGUCGGUGAUUAUGACGGCCGUCACCGCGAGAGCCGCCGGGGUUUCCAAGGUGGUUGUGGCAUCGCCGAGGCCCGCGGCUGCGACGGUGGCGGCGGCCCACGUGUCCGGGGCGGACGCUCUGCUCUGCGUGGGAGGGGCCCAGGCGGUGGCUGCCAUGGCUUUCGGGGUGGGCGGGGUGCCUCCGUGCGACAUCAUUGUGGGCCCUGGCAACAAUUGGGUCACCGCUGCCAAGUCGCUCGUCUCGGGAAGGUGUGCGAUCGACAUGCUUGCCGGGCCCAGCGAGGUCCUGGUCAUCGCGGACUCCACGGCGGACGUCGAGACCGUCGCGGCCGAUCUACUCGCCCAGGCAGAGCACGACACAGAGGCGAGGCCCAUCCUGGUGAGCACGAGCGAGUUGCUGGUGGCGGAGGUGAACGCCUGCCUGAAGAAGAGGCUGGCCGUGCUGCCGACGAGGGACACGGCCUUGGAGGCCGUUAAGAAGGGCUUCGCCGUCGUCUGCAAGGACGUCGCCGAAGCGGUAGCGGUCAGUGAUCUAGUGGCACCGGAGCACUUGGAGAUCCAGACGGAGGACUCGCAGAAAGUGGCAGACAGCUGCCUCCACUACGGUGGCCUCUUCAUCGGGCGACGGGCGGCCGAGGUGCUUGGCGAUUACGGCGCGGGGCCGAACCACGUCCUGCCCACCGGCGGCACCGCCAGGUACACCGGAGGGCUGUCGGUCAUGACGUUCCUACGCGUCAGGACGUGGAUGCGAAUCGACGAGGCGCAGCCGUCGCAGGCGCUUGUCCGGGACGCGGUCCACCUUGCCAGGAUGGAGGGGCUGGAGGGACAUGCCCGAGCGGCCGAGUGCAGGCUAGACUAA